UGACUAUGGAUAUAUCAGAAUUAGGGAGGCAGGGCAAAGAUUUUACCCCUCAACUCAGUCCCCAACCCCUGCUCAGUGUCUUCUAACUAGAGGCCGUCCCCCUUGCCACUCCCUUAGCUUUCAUUCUCUGUCAGUAAAUGAAGCAGCUGCUGAGCCAGCUCUGAUUUUCGGGAAGUCAGAUGACCUUUUUCCUCCUCUGGUUCGGCUCUCCUUGCCCUGGGGUGGACACCAUGAACCCACAAAUGGUUCUCCUUUGCCUGCUGCUCGUGUGCCCAGGCCUGGCAGCUGCCGCUCCUUCCUGUCCUCAGAAUGUGAAUAUCUCUGGUGGCACUUUCACCCUCAGCCAUGGCUGGGCACCCGGGAGCCUUCUCACCUACUCCUGCCCCCAGGGCAGUUACCCAGUCCCUGCGUCGCGACUGUGCAAGAGCAAUGGACAGUGGCAGACGCCAAGAUCCACAAGAUCCAUUCGGCUCACUAAGGCGGUCUGCAGACCUGUUCGCUGUCCAGCCCCUGUUUCCUUUGAGAAUGGUGUGUACACUCCACGGCUGGGGUCCCACCCUGUGGGUGGCAACCUCACUUUCGAGUGUGAGGACGGCUUCACACUGAGGGGCUCACCUGUGCGUCACUGUCGCCCCAAUGGCAUGUGGGAUGGAGAGACAGCCGUGUGUGACAAUGGGGCUGGCCACUGCCCCAACCCAGGCAUUUCAGUAGGUGCAGUGCGCACAGGCUCCCGCUUUCGCCUGGGGGACAAGGUCAGCUAUCGCUGCUCCUCAAAUCUGGUGCUGACAGGAUCUUCAGAGAGGGAGUGCCAGGGGAAUGGGGUCUGGAGCGGGACGGAGCCCAUCUGCCGCCAACCCUACUCUUACGACUUUCCUGAGGACGUGGCCCCUGCCCUUUCCACCUCCUUGUCCCAUGUGCUGGGAGCCGCCAAUCCCACCCAGCAGAAGAAGGAAAACCUGGGCCGUAAAAUCCAGAUCCAGCGCUCUGGUCACCUGAACCUCUACCUGCUCCUGGAUGCCUCUCAGAGUGUGUUGGAAGAUGACUUUGAGGUCUUCAAGAACUGUGCUUCCAUCAUGGUGGACAGGCUCUUCAGCUUCGAGAUCAAUGUUAGCGUUGCCAUCAUCACAUUUGCCUCGCGGCCCCAAGUCAUCAUGUCUGUCCUGAAUGAUAAAUCCAGGGAUGUGACUGAAGUGAUCGACAGUCUGGAAAAGGCCAACUAUAAAGAUCAUAAGAAUGGAACUGGGACCAAUACCUACGAAGCCCUACAUUCUGUCUACCUCAUGAUGAAUAACCAAAUGCAACGCCUUGGCCUGGAAACGAUGGCCUGGAAGGAAAUCCGACAUGCCAUCAUCCUUCUGACAGAUGGGAAGUCUAACAUGGGUGGUUCUCCCAAACCAGCAGUUGACAAUAUCAGAGAGGUCCUGAAUAUCAAACAGAAUAGGAACGACUAUCUAGACAUCUAUGCCAUCGGGGUGGGCAAGCUGGAUGUGGACUGGAGAGAACUGAAUGAGCUGGGGUCCAAAAAGGAUGGUGAGAGGCAUGCCUUCAUUCUGCAGGACACCCAGGCUUUGCACCAGGUUUUUGAACAUAUGCUGGAUGUCUCCAAGUUCACAGACACCAUCUGUGGGGUGGGGAACAUGUCGGCUAAUGCCUCUGACCAGGAGAGGACACCCUGGCAUGUCACUAUUAAGCCCAAGAGCCAGGAGACCUGUCGGGGGGCCCUUGUCUCUGACCAGUGGGUUCUGACAGCAGCUCACUGUUUCCGUCACGCUGAAGACCGCUCCCUGUGGAGGGUCAAUGUGGGGGAUCCCAACUCCCAGUGGGGCAAAGACUUCCUUAUUGAGAAGGCCGUGAUCUCCCCGGGGUUUGAUGUCUACGCAAAGAAGGACCAGGGGAUCCUAGAGUUCUAUGGUGAUGACAUAGCCUUGCUGAAGCUGGCCCAGAAAGUGAAAAUGUCCACCCAUGCCAGGCCUAUCUGCAUUCCCUGCACAGUGGAGGCCAACAUGGCUCUGCGGAGACCCCAAGGUAGCACUUGUCAGGACCACGAGAAAGAACUUCUGAACCAACAGAGUAUCCCUGCUCACUUUGUGGCCCUGAAUGGGAGCAAACUGAACAUUAACCUCAAGACAGGGUCAGAGAGGUCAAACUGUAUCCAGGUCGUCUCCCAAGAAAAAAAAAUGUUCCCCAACUUGACGGAUGUCAGAGAGGUGGUGACAGAUCAGUUCCUAUGCAGUGGGACCCAGGAGGAUGACAAUCCCUGUAAAGGAGAAUCUGGGGGAGCAGUUUUCCUUGAGCGGAGAUUUAGGUUUUUCCAGGUGGGUCUGGUGAGCUGGGGUCUUUACAACCCCUGUUUUGGUGCCACCAACAAAAACUCGCGCAAAAAGCCUCCCCGUGGUGCCCCACCACCCCGAGACUUCCACAUUAAUCUCUUCCGCCUGCAGCCCUGGCUGAGGCAGCAUCUGGAGGGUGUCCUGAAGUUUUUGCCCCUUUAAUCAUGGCCACCAAUCCCUUGGCUAUCCUGCCAGGAUCUGCCAUCUCUCCUAUCUCCUACUUCUGAACGCCCACCCUCAGACCCUGUGACCCAUCCUCAGUCCUAGCUGUGUGAAUUGAGGAGCUGUGUGAAUUCAGCAACAGCAAGCACAAGCAGGAAAGUCCCCAGGGCUGCUGGCCAGCAUGUCUGCCCACUACACCCUCCCCUCCUGCACUUGCUCAAAUCCCUCCCUCUGGUGAACUUGACUUGUGUUCCUUUUACUUUCACAUGAAAUUUCUCUGUUAUGAAAUUAAUAAAAAUUGAUGAUUUCCACA
Molecule: messenger RNA, 2805 nt
Organism: Sciurus carolinensis (gray squirrel)
Lineage: Eukaryota; Metazoa; Chordata; Mammalia; Rodentia; Sciuridae
Gene: C2
Product: complement C2
Exons: 18
Coding region: 180-2492 (770 amino acids)
Biological process (GO): complement activation; proteolysis
Cellular component (GO): extracellular region
Molecular function (GO): serine-type endopeptidase activity
Source: RefSeq, a predicted model, not a curated record